This is a messenger RNA of Aspergillus homomorphus CBS 101889, 1113 nucleotides long. RefSeq names its product BTB/POZ domain-containing protein. Gene Ontology annotation, molecular function: protein binding. The coding region runs from base 1 to 1113 and encodes 370 amino acids. The record is from RefSeq and is a predicted model, not a curated record. NCBI's taxonomy places the organism in Eukaryota, Fungi, Ascomycota, Eurotiomycetes, Eurotiales, Aspergillaceae. The transcript is spliced from 2 exons.
AUGAGUGCUACUGACCUGUCGACACACAUCAUUGAUCCUGACGGUGAUGUGGUGAUCGUCUUACACGAUCCCAACCAUGCGUUUGCGCCCUGGAACAAGGCCGGAACCCCAGAGAUGGCUUCCCCUUCGUCAUCAGGCACAGAUGAGAAUGAUAAACAUGAGGGAAAUCCCAACGUGCAAUCUGUCAAAAUCUCCGGUGACUGCAAUAAGGAGGCGACAAAAGAGGUCCACCGUAUUCUAGUAUCCGGAAAACAUCUAGCUCUCGCGUCAUCCUACUUCAAGAAUAUGCUCCGCGGGACGUGGAAAGAGACCACCUCCCACUCCGCAACAGGCCCCAUGGAGAUAGCCGCAGAAGGUUGGGACUUGGAAGCACUCUUAAUCGUCCUCCAGGUAUUGCACUGCCAAAACUCACAGAUCCCGAGGAAGCUGAGCUUAGAGAUGAUUGCCAAGAUCGCGGUCGUGGCGGACUACUACCAAUGCAAGGAAGCGCUGGGAUUUUUCUCGCAGACUUGGCUUGAUUCACUGGACCAGGCGCCACCGAGCACAUACUGCAGGGAUCUUCUUUUGUGCACCUGGAUUUCGUGGUUCUUCGGUCGCCAGAGUCAAUUCCGGCAAACCACCUCGGCGGCGGCGUCGCGGAGCACCUCGCCCGUAGACAGCCUCGGCUUACCAAUUCCUGGUGCAAUCAUUGCUGAUCAAAACUCUAGGCCUCUCAUAAAUGAGAAGCGAACCAAAGCCAUCGCCAACAUUCUUCAGCAACUACACAGCAAACUAGAUCGGCUGCUCGGCUCCACCUCUUGUAUCUUCGAGUGCAGCUCAAUAAUGUAUGGAGCUCUCAGUAUAAGGAUGCAUUCGAGCGGUCUGCUAUACCCCAGGCCUGUGGCUCCAUUUUUGGGUAUAAGUCAUGAAGAGCUGGUGCAGCAGGUGUUGUCCUUCGAACCCCCAAAGUGGUGGUCCACGUCCACGAAGUACAACGACCGUCCACAUGAGUGUUCUUGGUCUUCCUUCAAGCACCUGGGGGGCAGUUCAAACACUGUUAUCUCCGGACUGGAUCUUUCCAAGAUGGCAACAUUGUGCACCAAUGACAAGACGGACACCCUUGUGGCCUCUUAG